This is a messenger RNA of Microthlaspi erraticum, 576 nucleotides long. NCBI's taxonomy places the organism in Eukaryota, Viridiplantae, Streptophyta, Magnoliopsida, Brassicales, Brassicaceae. The record is from the annotation of a GenBank genome assembly.
AUGGAUCCGGAAGCUAAGAAACAAAAGCUUAUCACAUCAUCAGAAAUCGCAAGUCCCCUCUCCCUCAAAGAAGAACAACAAGAAGAGAAGCAAAAGGUUUGUGUGGUCAAAGCGAUGAAUAAGCAGAACGACGUCGCUAUGUUCCUUACGGGGAAAGUAAUCUCCGCCGUAGCCAGAAACUCAAACUUCGUCUUCUCUCCGGCAUCGAUCUUCUCCGUACUAACCAUGGUUGCUGCAAGCCCCGUAGUAGAGAUAUUAAGAUCCUUCAUCUUCUCCUUACUUAGGGCUUCCUCAAUCGAUGAGCUCUUCGCCGUUUUCCACGAGGUGGCUACAGUCGUCCUCGCCGACGGAAGCGAGAGCGGUUUAAGAUCCGUUAGAAGCGACAGGGACAUGAUAUAUGGAAACGCAUUGUACUUCAAAGGAGCUUGGGAACACAAGUUCCCAAAAUAUUUGACAAGAGACAAAGAGUUUCACCUUCUCAAUGGUACCUCAGUCUCUGUGCCUUUCAUGAGCAAUAGUAGGAUGCAAUACGUAAAGGUUUACGAUGAUUUCAAGGUCCUUAAACUCCCAUUCUGA